Microthlaspi erraticum is the source of this 1488-nucleotide messenger RNA. The record is from the annotation of a GenBank genome assembly. NCBI's taxonomy places the organism in Eukaryota, Viridiplantae, Streptophyta, Magnoliopsida, Brassicales, Brassicaceae.
AUGCAGUCGAGAAUCGUCGGCUACGCUCCGGUGUUUACCCUCUUCCCAAGCUUAAACACACCUCACAAAACCUUCACUUUCCACCAGAUCUCUGUUCUCAUCAUCACCUUCAUCGCCUACGCCUCCUUUCACGCCUCUCGCAAACCUCCAAGCAUCGUCAAGAGCGUCCUCGGACCUUCCGUUGCAUCGAAUUCAUCGUCGAUCGAUGCCGGAUGGGCUCCGUUCAACGGAGACAAAGGAACGCAGAGACUCGGCGAGCUCGAUCUCGCUUUCCUCUCGUCGUACGCGAUUGGUAUGUAUUUCGCUGGGCAUUUAGGUGAUAGAAUCGAUUUGAGACACUUCCUCGUGUUUGGAAUGAUGGGCAGUGGGAUUCUCACAGUUGUAUUCGGAUUAGGGUUUUGGAUGAAUGUGCAUUUGCUCUGGUUUUACAUGAGCGUGCAGAUUGUUUGUGGGCUUUUCCAGUCUAUUGGAUGGCCUUGUGUUGUCUCUGUUGUUGGGAAUUGGUGUGGGAAAGAGAAACGUGGAUUGAUCAUGGGUGUGUGGAACUCUCACACCUCUGUUGGGAACAUUGUUGGCUCUGUGAUCGCUUCCUCUGUUCUUGAUUUCGGCUGGGGAUGGUCAUUUCUUCUCCCUGGUGUUCUUGUGAUUGUAUCUGGAUUAGUUGUGUUUUGCUGCUUAGUGGUGAGUCCUAAUGAUUUGGGGUUUGAAGAGCCUGGCAAAGAGAUUGAGAUGGGUUUGGCUGAGAAUGUUGAGGAGAGUCUGAGGAAAACUGAAGCUGAAGAUGCAGAGCUUCUUGAAACUGUGAGAUUGGAUGAUGAUGAUGAUUUGUCAGCUAUUGGGUUUCUUGAAGCGUGGAGAUUGCCUGGUGUUACGCCUUUCGCUUUCUGCUUGUUCUUCUCGAAACUCGUCGCUUACACGUUCCUCUACUGGUUACCUUACUACUUAAGGCACCAAGCUGUUGCGGGUGUGCAUCUCUCACACAAGACGGCUGGGAUACUAUCGACAGUCUUUGACAUUGGAGGAGUGUUUGGUGGGAUCUCAGCAGGAUUCAUUUCGGAUAGAAUCAAGGCUCGUGCACUCACGUCGGUUGUGUUCUUGUCGCUCUCGAUUCCUUCAUUGAUCAUGUACAGAGUCUAUGGGAGUGUGUCAAUGUUGAUCAACAUCGGUUUGAUGUUUAUAUCCGGUUUGUUAGUGAAUGGUCCUUACGCGCUGAUAACCACAGCAGUUGCAGCUGAUCUUGGAACGCAGGAGUCCAUUAAAGGGAACGGUAGGGCGUUGGCGACAGUGACCGCUAUUAUAGACGGUACUGGCUCGGUUGGGGCAGCGUUAGGACCGUUGCUCGCUGGUUACAUAUCGAGAAGAGGAUGGAACAGUGUUUUUUUCAUGCUUAUUGUUUCGAUUUUCUUUGCCGGUUUGUUCUUGGUUCGGCUUGCUAAAGCUGAGAUCAAAGCUAUGAGUUCCGGUGAAUUGGUAGCGACGUCUGAGUGA